CAUCAGUGUCAUCUGUAGCUUGAUAUUAGUGUUGAGUGUACCAUACACGUACACGUACGUACCCGUACCCAUAAAGAAGCUAACAGAUUAUCAGUUUUAUUCGGCAUAGGUAGUUUAACAGUGCUAAUAAAUACGUUGCAAUGAGUCAAGAUCAAGAGAUAGACCCUGAGGCCAGGGUUGACCAGACUACUCCCACUCCUGCUUUGGACACUGGGCCAAAGGACGCGACCCAACUGAGCGUGUGUGACAAACUCAACUUAAACAUUAUCGAUGACAUUAUGGAUGAUGAUGAAGAGCACAGAAUAUUCCGGACAUUUUCCGACCCAGGUCGAAAGAAGUCUCUCAAAUCUUUGGAAAUCCCUCUGGACAAUCUAUUGAGUGGACUCAUCUUCCUGUCAGGUGGUCGAGACAAGCGUGGGUGCCCAUUGGUCACGCUGACACAGCCCAAGAACCUCCAAGUGGACUGGCUGAUAGAGAUUGGAGUGAGUGAGAUCAUUGACAUGCUGGCCUACUUCACCUCAGUACCAAAUGAGGAGAGUCGAGCCCUGGGCUUUGUGGUGAUGUUGGAUGCAGAGAUCAUCCAUGACUUCUUCAUGAAGACUCUUGUCAAAGCUCUCAACAUUAUACAGGAUGAAGACGAACCUUUCACUGAGGUCUUCUUUGUGUCCUCAACUCGCGACGUGACCACCAUCGACUGGACCAUGGAGUGUGAGGAGAAGAUCAACUUACCAUUUCGGCAAAUUUCCAAUCGGUUGGAGCUCCUGGAAUUCAUCGACAAAGACCAACUGACCUCAGAGUUUGACGGUGACUUUGCGUACAACCAUCAGGAGUGGGUGCGGUUUAGAAUGCAAGUGGAGCCAUUUCUCUGUGACUGUAUCAGUAUCUCCAAGCACCUCGCUCGUGCUAUCGAGCCAUUCACAGACAGUGAAGUCCCAGAAACCAUUGAAGACGUGAAACAAAGCAUCCAUAAGCACAAGAUGGUGAGGAGGAAGACCCUGGAUGAAUUACAUAUUGAUGAGCUAACGAGCGAGGGCUCUCGUAUCAACAACCAAAUGGUGGAGGGUUUAGCACGCAAAAUGAGCGUCAACCCGGACAUACAGCACACAGUGGAGACGAUACAGAAGAUGCUCUCACAGAUUGAGCUGGUCAAGGGCAGAAUGGUCUCUCUGUGGUCGACCAAAAAUGAAAAACUGCAGGCCAGUCUGCAACAAAGGAUUUUUGAGAAGGAGGCCUCUCAACUGAUUGAGUGGUUUGAAGAGUACGCUGAGGAGUUCUUCCAGACUCACACCGAGUUGGGGGAGAGUCUAGACGUGGCAGAGACGCUAAUGGCCGAACUGAAACAGUUUGAGAACUCCACACAACAAAUCAUGGGCCGAGUGGACGUGAUAGUUCAGAAUGGUUCUGAGUUGGAGCAAAACCCUCACACUAACCAGCAGACCGUGACCGGGCUCAUGGGCAAGAUACGGACCUUCAUGACUGGCUUUGAAGACAAACUAGGCCAGAGGAAGAAGACCCUUCGUGACUCAGUUAGACUGCACAAACUCAUAGAGAAGGCCCUUACCUGGACCAUUGAAGGAGCUGUGGUUCUAUCUGACACAACUGGCCUUGACCCUAUCCAAGCCAAAGACCUAGUCCAACAAUUCUUAGCUACACACCCUCGACCCACUGCGGACAAUCUCAAGGAGCUCCUCGAACUCUCAGAGAAAACCGAUAGUCAUUGGAUACGAGACACGAGCGUGUUUACGUGCAACCGAGUCACUGAUAUAGGAGAGAGAGUGGAUUAUACUUGUCAGCUCAUUGAAGACAUGGUGGUAGAACGACGUAAGAGCCAGGAGCUCCUAUUGGACAGGAGUACUGGUAGUGACGGAAGUUCCCCUGAGAUGGGUGUGUCCUCUAACCACCACCUGGUACACCAAGAGAGCACGGCGUCUGGAGGGUCCCUACAUUACGACACGGGGGCGGACAAAGCCUUACUACUGCUACAGAGUGUAGAGACAGCUGUGGAGACGGCAGCUGGGAGACUAGACGCAGGUACACGUGAUUUCCCCUCCCUCCCCUCCUCCCCCGCGAAGAGUAUAGAGAUAGUGGAUGGUGACCCACAAAUCAGUCUACUAGACAUGCUCGAAGAACUCGAGAAGAAUGAGUACCCGACUCUGAAACGCCAACACCUCUCAAAGAAGGACAUCUCUGGUCCCACGGAAACCUCUGGCCCCACGUUUGUGGUGGGAGAUGAGGCCGUCGAGAAACCGCCGGUAGCUGCCGAGAAAGUAACCCCAGAAGUCUUGAAAGAGAGAGUGGAGCUGCUCCCUUGCCCUGGUAGCGAGAGUGACCUGAAUGUUCAGACCAAGAAUGCUAAACACAGAAGGAAGCUAAUGGAGGAGCUCAUUCAGACAGAGAUGACUUACAUCCGUGAUCUGGAGUGGGUGGUGAAGGAGUACAUGCCGGCCAUGGACAACCUCGACGAGUUGCCACGCAACCUGGUCGGGAAGAGGAACCUCAUCUUCUCUAACAUACAGAAGCUGCUCGAGUUUAAUAGACAGAUGAUCUUCCCGCUGCUAGAGUCGUGUCGCAAGUGCCCCAUCAAGUUGGGGGAGAUCUUCCUCAUGUUUGAAGAGGACCUGCUCAACUAUUGCCAGUACUUCAAGAACAUGCCCCUGCAGACGAAACUCAUGAACGAGGGAGGCCACACCUUCUUUGCUAUGACAUCAAAGCGACUGAAUGACAGCUUUGUAUUGGGCUCGUAUCUCAUCAAGCCAUUCCAACGCAUGGCUCGCUACCAGCUGUUCCUCAAGGACCUUAUCAAACACUCAGUCAAGUCUGAUCUGGCCGGGAAACUCAAGGAGUACUAUGACAAGUUGAAGGAAGCCCAAAAAAUGACUGACUUCAUUCUCCGUCAUGGCAACGAUCUCCUCGCCGUCGAGUGCCUCAAAGGUUUCGAUGAGAGGAUUGAUGAUCAAGGGAAGAUCUUGAGACAGGGGGACCUGGUUCUGGUGGAGAUGACCAAACACAAGCGGAGAGUGUUUCUGUUUGAGUCCACCAUUAUCCUGGCUAAGAGGAAGAAGCUGAAGCACUCCAAAGAUAUCGCCGGCUCUGAUGAGGUGUUUGAAUACAAGGACCACUAUAUGACAAAGGACUUUGUACUGCGAGAAACUGUCGAAGGUCACCCGACUCGGUUCACACUCUCAGGGAAGAAGGUGUCUCUCUGUUUCCAGGCCGACUCUGUGGACCUGAAGAACACUUGGGUGCAGGACAUCUGGGACCUCUUCUUUAGUCACAUGCUGCAGCUAAAAGACAAGAAUUUGGAGCGCCACGGUUCUCGAGAACUCACUUCCCUCAUGGCUGCCGGCCCUGGUCGCUCGGCAACCAUUGGACGUUCAUUCGGACACUCGAUUCGUCACACCAUGUCGAUGAGAUAUCGUACAAGCCUUGACUUCCCACGAUCCCGUCGUUCUCGUCCCGGCUCGUUAGUCAGUAUCACCUCCAACACCUCGGAGGUAUCGUCUAGUUCUCUCUACUCUGAGGACACUAUUAGUCAAGUCAGCAGCUCAAUAGCCCCAGGCUCUCCCAGUACAUUCGUGGAUCUCAACGCUCGCAGUGCCAGUCAGGUGGGACUCCAUCGUACCUCCUCUGGUAGCAUGCUGGGCGAUUUAGACGACACUUUGAAGAGGACAUCAUCCGGUAGUGGAAUAUUGAUGAGAAGAUCGUCCCCUAGUAAUGGAUUGUCAAUGAAGAGGGUGUCGUCUGGUAGCAAUGUUUCGUUUCGAAGGUCACCGUUACCCGAUGAGCGACGCUCUCACCUGACUAUAGAGUCUCGCAGAACGCCUGAGGCAACGUCACCCAUUCUACCCACGUCAUCUAGCUCAGGGGGAAGUCAAGACUCUGACCCAGAAAUGCCUUUAUAUGAAUCCCCUGUAUAAGAACUGUCCUACUGUACUAGGAAAUUUGUAUGAUUAUAAUCAUGGUUGUCGUUGUUUAACAACUAUUCUCUCUUUAUAUUACUCUUUUCUAUCACUUUCUAUCGUAUCCUCUGUUCAUGUUUUCAGAGGUGCUUUGUGCACAUUGUAAUUAUAGUGUUGAACGAAUAAUAAA
This is a messenger RNA of Halichondria panicea, 4089 nucleotides long. RefSeq names its product triple functional domain protein-like. The record is from RefSeq and is a predicted model, not a curated record. Gene Ontology annotation, cellular component: cytoplasm. Gene Ontology annotation, molecular function: protein binding; guanyl-nucleotide exchange factor activity. The transcript has 20 exons. The coding region runs from base 141 to 3917 and encodes 1258 amino acids. Gene Ontology annotation, biological process: intracellular signal transduction. NCBI's taxonomy places the organism in Eukaryota, Metazoa, Porifera, Demospongiae, Suberitida, Halichondriidae.